CAGUCUUCUAUAACAUAGUAUAAAGGAGGGAAGGAUAUUCCAUCACUUUUACAUCCCAUCAUCCUUUUUAUAUAUUAUUGGCUAGAUGCAAGUCACAGGUUCUGCUCACAUCCAAGGGCAGGGGACUAUACAAGGGCAUGACUCACUGGGGGCCACUUUAGUAUGUGUCCACCACAUGUUCCUUUGUCUCAGUUACACUCUUCAACCUGAGAAAAACUCCUCAUGCCUUUCAUAUUAGUAGUAUCCCAUCUUUGGCACAGAGACUGAUACACAGGAGCACCAGAGAAAUUAAAGCUGCAAUUAUCAAGCUUUUUAUCUCAGGACCCCUUCAUGCUGAAAGAGCUUUUGUUUAUAUAGGCUAUACCUACUGAUAUCUAUUGAGCUAUUUAAAAAUUCACCGAAUUCAUUAAAAAGUAAAAAUAACCUCACUAUAAAUGAACAUGUUAUAUUUUCACAUAUUUUUCAAAAAAUCUGUGAGGAGAGUAAGAUUGCUUUACAUUUUUGCAAAUCUUUCUAAUGUCCAGCUUACUGUUAAGACAGCUGUCUUCUCAUUUCUCUUCCACAAUCAAUUCCACAUCAUAUGGCCUCUGAAAAACUCCUCUGUAUUGUAUAUGCAAAGAUUGAGAGUUAAAAAGGCAAAUAAUGUUAUUAUGAAUACACUGUGACCUUGUCAGCACCCUGCAAGGAUCUUGAGGACCUCCUGGAAUUCUCGGAUCACACCUGGAACCACUGGUUUAAAGUGUCCCAAGCUGAGGAAAGGACGGCACUUUGAUUCAUUCAAAAAGUACUCAUUGAGUGCCUACUCUGUGCUGGGCUCUGCUCGAAGGGAACUAGCUCCAGCAGGCCCCGUCCUCGGGGCACUUAGUAGAAGAAAGCUUAACGACCGCUUCAGUUCACUUCUGAGGGGAGACUUGAGUGAUAAAGGACCGCCAUGCAGAGAUCUGGAGAAACAAGAGUUCCAGACAGAGAAAGAGGCCUCUGAGUCCAGCCGGGGUGGAGAGUGGGCAAAAGGCGCGAGGACUCCAAAAGGUGGGCUGGGCCAGUUGAGGAAUUUAGUUUUAAGUCUAAAUCUUAGCAGCAAGGAGAGAUGUAGGGAAUGAGUGGGGCAGCAUAAGGAGGCGUGCCAGGAGGCGAGGAAGGUCGCUCAUAAGUCAAGCACCCGCUCCUGAGAGCUGGCCAGCUACGCUUCCCUGAGUCGCACAAUCUUGCCGAAAGCCUCAAAUCGGCUUUACCAGUCGACUAGGGCCGGAAAGCGCGCAGACUACCUGGAGGAAUUUUGGGCCUCGGCACCCCCCGUAGACGUCGUGACCGAGGUGGCUCCGUUGCCUUGGUACCGGCGAGACGCCGCUCGGCCUCCACCUCUGCGGACAUCAUGUCGGUGUUGGACGCGCUUUGGGAGGACCGGGAUGUCCGCUUCGAUGUGUCCGCACAACAAAUGAAAACAAGACCUGGAGAAGUCCUUAUUGAUUGUUUAGACUCAAUUGAAGACACCAAAGGAAAUAAUGGGGAUAGAGGGAGACUCUUAGUAACAAAUUUAAGAAUUAUCUGGCACUCUUUGGCAUUACCCAGAGUCAAUCUUUCUAUCGGUUACAACUGCAUAUUGAAUAUUACAACAAGAACUGCUAAUUCUAAAUUACGAGGCCAAACUGAAGCUCUUUAUAUACUAACAAAAUGUAACAGUACUCGUUUUGAGUUUAUAUUUACAAAUUUGGUUCCUGGAAGUCCUAGACUUUUUACAUCUGUGAUUGCAGUACACAGAGCAUAUGAAACUUCUAAAAUGUAUCGUGAUUUUAAAUUGAGAAGUGCACUAAUUCAAAAUAAGCAACUAAGAUUAUUGCCACAAGAACAUGUAUACGAUAAAAUCAAUGGAGUAUGGAAUUUAUCCAGUGAUCAGGGAAAUUUAGGAACAUUUUUUAUUACCAAUGUGAGAAUUGUGUGGCAUGCAAAUAUGAAUGACAGUUUUAACGUCAGUAUACCGUAUCUGCAAAUUAGGUCGAUAAAGAUUAGAGAUUCAAAGUUUGGCUUAGCUCUUGUCAUUGAAAGCUCUCAGCAGAGUGGAGGAUAUGUUCUUGGCUUUAAAAUAGAUCCUGUGGAAAAACUACAAGAAUCAGUAAAGGAAAUCAAUUCACUUCACAAGGUCUAUUCUGCCAGUCCUAUAUUUGGAGUGGAUUAUGAGAUGGAAGAAAAGCCACAGCCCCUCGAAGCUCUGACAGUUGAACAAGUUCAAGAUGAUGUAGAAAUAGACUCUGAUGAUCACACGGAUGCUUUUGUGGCUUAUUUUGCUGAUGGCAAUAAGCAACAAGAUCGUGAACCUGUAUUUUCAGAAGAACUGGGGCUUGCAAUAGAGAAAUUGAAGGAUGGAUUCACCCUACAGGGACUUUGGGAAGUAAUGAGUUGAUCUUGAGUUGAACUGGAUUUCUGUUUAAAGAUACCUCAAGAUUAAAGAUACUAGUUGCCUGCUAUAAGGCAUGGAAUAGUUUUUACAUUUACAGAAAAAGCUUUUAACAAAGUUUUUUAAUGAUUAAGGAAAAACUCAUCGAUCUAAAAUUUUACUGCCAGUCUUCUAAAAAUUGUAUUUGAAAUUGUAGUUGAAAUUUAUCUGGUUCAUUGUACAUUUUUUUACCCAAUACUUGUAAAUUAUUAGUCUGUGGAUAUUAAAAGAUUGAUUCAUGUCGAGUUUAAUAAAGAAUUUAUGCAGCUACAUUAAAUGUUUUGAAAGUAUUAUCUAAUUUAAAAAAUAAGACUGUUCUUUUGGAGCAAAGUACUGCUUUUUUAAUUAUAAAAAUCUGGUUUAGAUAUAUUUAUCACAUAGCUCCAAAUGUAAGCCAACUCUAAUAUAAAUUACAAACCUUAAACUUGUCAUUUUUAUAUAAUAAUUUCUGUAAAAACUAAAAAGUAUAGCUAACUCUGGAGAAUAUCAACCCCUGUGUGAAAUUCUGGGCACUAUUUUGUAAGUAAUUUCAAUACAGUUUUGGCAAGAACACAUUUAUUUUGUAAGAAAUAGUUUUAAAUAGUUGAUAAAUAAAUAGGUCAUUUAUUUACUUUCUCCUUGUUUCUAUUCAUUGACACUUCUUUGAAGUUUUCAAAAAUAGGAUAUUAUCUUCUGAUUUCUUGGUCAAGUAAGAUUUGGUGACCUCUCUGGCAUCACGUUUUUUUACUACUACUUCAGUAUAAAGGAACUUUUGUCAAAUCGUUAAGAUUAGCCGCAGGAGCCCUCUUUCUGUAGAGGGAAAGUGAGUGUGUAAAGCAUUUAAAAUAAGAUGCGACGCUAUGUACAAGCACAAACACGUAGUCAACCAUGUGCUAACCUGAGUUUAAUAAGGAUCAAUGAGCAAAAGCUAUUGUUUUUUUUCAUUUAAAUAGGAAAGGAUUUUUCCAUUUUUGAGUGAUGUGUUUAUAAUAAUCUAUAUUGGGGGAAAAUGUUGCUGAAAAAUUUAUGCAGGUCAUAAAAUGCAACAGGAAUAUUGUUUCAGUAGUUUUUCAAACAAAAGAGACUAAAAUUGCUGAUUAAUAAGGAAUAACCUCAAAUGUCACAUCAUGGUGUUUGCAUAUGACUCGUUAAUCUUUUCAAAUGUUAGGUGUUACGUGUAAAGAGAAAUGAGUCAUUUAUUGUUUUAACAAGGGAGCAGCUGUUAGUUUUUUUCUACUGUGUUAAAACCUUUAGUGGCAUCUAUAUAUGGAAACGAGUCAAUGAGCUCUUCUCUCAGCUGUUGGUUUAGCAGCUGACAGUACCAUUGACUUCACCGUGAUGUAAAAUAAGAGAAAAAACCUUUACUCUUGGAUGGAGACCUUGAAGUUUAAAAAUACAUAAUUCCCUGAUUGGGAGUGGAAUUCAUUUGACAAAUAUUUAUGGAGCACCCAAGAAGCCCUGUGGCUGUAGUGCUGAACAAAACAAAGGUCCCCCAAAUCCCUGUCUUUAUAGAGCUUAUAUUCUUUUGAGCAUGUUUAACCUUUGAAACUACAGUGUUUCUACAGCCCCACUGCGUUAUGACAGUAUAAUUUUGUGAUAAAAUAAUUCAUGAAGAUGUAUUGAUUUUUUUCAAAUAAUGCCUUCUGCAUCCCUUGGUUGAUAUGGUGUCCUAUUCCAGUCAACAAAUUACAGCUCUAGUUCUAUAUAUAUAUUUUUUAUUCAUGUGUAAGUCCUCCUGUUUUUCAAGUUAUAUCGGUGAGGUAGCACUUUGUUCUGAUUUUGCUAUGUUCUGUUGAUAGCAUUGUUCUCAUGGGGUUAUAUCUGUUCCGUUUUACUUUUUAUUUAAUUAAAGAUCAACACUUAAAACCA
Sus scrofa (pig) is the source of this 4279-nucleotide messenger RNA. It is a transcript of the gene BBS5, whose product is annotated as Bardet-Biedl syndrome 5. The record is from RefSeq and is a predicted model, not a curated record. Gene Ontology annotation, molecular function: phosphatidylinositol-3-phosphate binding. Gene Ontology annotation, cellular component: ciliary basal body; BBSome. Gene Ontology annotation, biological process: intracellular transport; cilium assembly. Lineage: Eukaryota; Metazoa; Chordata; Mammalia; Artiodactyla; Suidae.